Messenger RNA from Sycon ciliatum, 2366 nucleotides. RefSeq lists its product as uncharacterized. The record is from RefSeq and is a predicted model, not a curated record. Gene Ontology annotation, cellular component: Golgi apparatus. Gene Ontology annotation, biological process: peptidyl-tyrosine sulfation. The coding region runs from base 169 to 1530 and encodes 453 amino acids. Lineage: Eukaryota; Metazoa; Porifera; Calcarea; Leucosolenida; Sycettidae. The transcript has 4 exons. Gene Ontology annotation, molecular function: protein-tyrosine sulfotransferase activity.
UCAAGGAGUCAAGGUAAUACUAGCCUCACAUCCUUCGAUUGUAACUGAACUCGAGUAGAUAUACGAGUACUUGUAGUUUUUACUUCCACCAUUUCUAUCUUGAUAAUGAGUGAAGCGAUGUCACCCGUGAGAUGAGAGAGCGUUUCCAUUUUUUCAUGAUGCACAGCUAUGUUGCGGGAAAUAUUCCCGAACAGGUGUCCAAGAUUCAUUUAUUAUGGGGCUGUCGCGAUUCUCCUCGCCUUGGUGUUGUUGGUCAUCCAACGCAACAACUAUUUUAUUCACAAUGGCUCCGGACGCUACUCGAUCACUGGUGCUGUGGCGCAGUUGAGACAAGGUGAUCAUGGCGAUAAGCCACGCGCAGUGGCGAGAAAGAAUGUCGCCAGAGCAGGCCAGGGACCCAGAGGCAGAGGUGGCGGUGGCCAAGCUGCUAUCUCGAGUAGCAGCCGUAGUGUCACAUCGCGAACGACGUCUGACAGACCUAGAGGCGACCCAAUGAAGGGUUUGACCUUGCAAUUUGAUCCAUCGGUAUGGGGAAAGGCUUCGGAUAUGAUAAAAUUUAGCAUCGGAGCAGAGAACAAGUUGACAAUUGAGAAGAGGAAGGACCUGGGUUCUUCCUCACGACCAACGCCAAAAGUCAAUAGCUCCAUGCUUCCUGAUGUUCAUCUAAGCCCCAGCGUCGUCCAGUCCAUCAAGAAAUUCCUCUUCUUCAUUGGCUACCCGCGUAGCACACAUACUCUGGUGGGAACCUUUCUUGAUGCGCAUCCCCAUGUUGUAGUGUCUAAUGAAUACGACAUGACGGCACAGUUUUCUCAGGAUGCAGCCAUGACCAGGCAGACUUUCUUCAGCAAACUGUAUGCGCAGUCUCGGGUUGAUGCUGAGAGGGGUGUUCGCCAUAAGCUGAACUCAACUGUGUUCCGAUCGGACUGCAACAAAACAUUUUCGUAUCAUGUACCUGGCCAAUGGCAAGGACGAUUUCAAGAUACAAUCCAGGUCAUCGGUGAUAAAAAGGGUGGUGGGACCACCAAAUUCACAGCCAGGUCCCGUCAGCGCGUUGUAUUCAGAAAUCUGCUUCAGAUGGUGGCCCUGCCGAUCUACAUUGUUCAUGUGAUACGCAAUCCAUUUGACAAUAUCUCAACCAUGCUUCUGCGCACGUUGAAGGCACGCCGCACUGCAACAAAGACAUCACCAAUCAAUAAUGCAAAAGGUCUGCGUGGUGAGAUCUUAAAGUACUUUCAACUGGCGCAUUUAAAUGUCAAGUUCCAUGAAGACAAGCGCCUCUUUCCCAACAUUCUGGAUAUUCACGCAAAGAAGCUGAAGAAGAUGCCAAGAAAAGUCUUGUUAGAACUCUGCAGGUUUCUGGAGCUGGAAUGUUCCGAGAACUGGCUGAAAGCCUGCACGGCCUUUGUCCGCCCCAGCACGUCUCGUACAAGAGACCUGGUUGUGUGGCCAGAGGACUUGAAACGGAUGGUGCGUGCCGAAAUGGAGAACAUACCAUUCUUACGGGGAAAUUACACCUUUGAGUCGGACUGAUGCUGUGCUGCACGGUAUACAGUCCUUGUAUAAGGCUGAUGCGAAUGAUUCAAACAGUACUGUUGCUGUCACUUCUGACGUAUUCCUAUCAUUUCUCAGACCGGCACUGCUCCCCAUGUGCUUUUUCCGAUGUAGAUCUGUGAGCCUGCGUAAGACUGUGAACUGUACCAGUGGUGCUGCACUGGAUGCAAAGUCAAAGGCUCAUUUUGUGGUACGAUUGUGACUGCGACCAUCUUUUUCCACUUUUAUUGUAUCGUUCUCCCGCUGUCUUUCCGUCUUGAGCUAGAUUUUCAAAAAAAUUGCCACAAACCGCACGUCUCUACCGCUUCGUGAAAUGACCCGUGUUAUAGGCGCUUUACACACAUUCCCAUGGCACUCAAGAUAGACGCUUGCAUGGCCUGUGCAGUUUUUGCGUUGCACUGUGUCAGUAUUACUGCCAUCCCUUGUCCUACCUACCUGCAGGAAAGACGGCAAGACAAGGUGUCCUCAUGGUUACUUCCAUCAUAUUGAGUCUCAGUGGUUCAGUUACUUUCUUGUCAAGUUUUUAUUCAUUUUAGGUGUCCUCAUGGUGGUGGUGCUGAUCAUAUCUUCACUUGUUGGUUUCAAGUGACUUUCUUGGCCAGUUUUAUUGAUUCUUUAUUCAUUAUCUAUUUUUGUAGAAUGCAGUUUGAACCUGAGUGCUCAUUGCCUGUACCUCAUUAUUUACUGACCCACAUGCUGGCUUAUUUUUAUAGGUAACAUGGCUAUAUCCUAGUCCUUCCAUUCUUCUAACAUGACUGUUUUAUUAUUAUUAUUAUUAUUUUUUACGAAAGUCCACUAUAUUCCCGAAUAUGUGC